Messenger RNA from Linderina pennispora, 863 nucleotides. RefSeq lists its product as uncharacterized. The transcript has a single exon. NCBI's taxonomy places the organism in Eukaryota, Fungi, Kickxellomycota, Kickxellomycetes, Kickxellales, Kickxellaceae. The record is from RefSeq and is a predicted model, not a curated record. Bases 237 to 689 code for a protein of 150 amino acids.
AUAACCCUCCACUAGCGUCGUUAUUUUAGUGCAUGAAGAGUAUACUCGGAAAUGGCUGAAUGCAGAAAUCUCUGGGUACCAACAAGAAACAAGGUGCAUUGUUUACAGGGGUUCUGCACAUGUCGUCCUCUGGGCAUCGUGAAGUACGUUACAGCAGCACUAUGCCAAUUGCUCAUCUAGGAUCUUUUGCACGGUUCACCUAGUGGAGAGAAUUAUUUCGCUGAUGUGUUCUGGGCAUGCAGAAAUUUGUAUUCUCCCGAGUCCACAUUUGCACUUCUGCCUACCCACACCUCCCAGCGCUAGAAACUGCCGAAAAAAAGGCAAAAACAUUCUUGGCAACACCAAGUGUAUUAGCAUAUUACCCACCGCGUCCAAGAAGAUAUCUCCUCGGCGAGGCUCGGCUGUUUGCCAGCCAAGCCAUUAUAACAGGUCAAGUGUCAGGUCGACAAAUACACCGGCAGAGGAGGAGUGUAAGUGUGGCCAUAUAUAUAGACCAUCGAAUUUACUGUAUAGAACGGCGAAUGGCACAGGCCGGUGAAUGUCGGUGGCAUCUGUCCCCACUCCUACCGCCUCCGAUACAAGCACUAGCCUGCCUUAAUGGCGGGAGACAUGGCGAUAGACACGCCAACAUUUUUUGGCCUGGUGCUGCGCCCGCACUGGUCAGUGAUUUUCCCUGGCCCAAUUUCUAGCACCUGCGUUCGUCGUUUCUAUUCUCUUCCUCUCUCACUUGGCACUGCAUGCUGCGCGCAGGGAAUAAUCGUGCCCCAUGACCGCCACUGGACACCACUCGUCGUUUCUCUGUGCCCGAUUGUUUUCUGGGUAUAUUCGGUGGGCCUGCUGUGCCCGGCUCCCCGAGAGGCCAU